AUGUCAAAACGAAAAAUAGAAACAGAACAAGAACCUUUGGAAGGCUAUAUUCACUCGGUAUCUCCGAUGAAAACAGCAAAAACGUCAAAAGUUAUUACCCUCAAGGCUGAAGUAACACACGUUGCAUCUGUGAAGAAAAUUAUCAGUCAACACCAUGGUCAAUUGCAGAAGCAGGAAGUAAUGCUAAGAGAUCCAACAGGAACUAUCAAACUGGUAUUAUGGGAACAAUACGUCAAUACUCUUAUUGUCAAUACAACGUAUAUCUUGGAAAACAUGAAAUUGAAAGUCUACAACGACGAGAGAUACCUCAACACACCGAAAGAUGAAGACUUCAAACAUACAGAAGUUGAGCCAUUUCUACAGCCAUUACCAGAAGCCGAACAUGUCAUUGAUACACCGUCAAUUUCCGGCAAAAUAGUUGGCAUUAAAGAUGUAACCACUGCAACAGCGUGCACCUCUUGUGGAAAAUUAACCCAACCAUAUCAGUCUUCAACCACGCUUGGCCAAUGUGAAGCAUGCAAUCUCAUACAAAUUCUAAGCUCAUGUAAACUUCAUUGGUCCCUGCGCCUUCUGGUCAAGGCUUCAGAUAAUGUAACAAAGCGAAACAUCACCCUUUAUCACCAACAACUUCUUCAACUGCUCAGUGUUUUGAAUAUACACCUUGACCUUAAUUCGGUUUCUGUUGAGGAACUUACCAUUUCUCUACUAGAAAAGAACGCAGAAGUGAAAAUUGAUUAUGAAGGAGGCAACAAUAAACUCAUAAACAUUUCAAAAUUAUAA
Molecule: messenger RNA, 780 nt
Organism: Dendronephthya gigantea
Lineage: Eukaryota; Metazoa; Cnidaria; Anthozoa; Malacalcyonacea; Nephtheidae
Exons: 3
Coding region: 1-780 (259 amino acids)
Source: RefSeq, a predicted model, not a curated record